Messenger RNA from Mizuhopecten yessoensis (Yesso scallop), 4097 nucleotides. Its product is annotated as tumor necrosis factor ligand superfamily member 6-like. Gene Ontology annotation, cellular component: membrane. Gene Ontology annotation, biological process: immune response. Bases 501 to 1514 code for a protein of 337 amino acids. The transcript is spliced from 5 exons. The record is from RefSeq and is a predicted model, not a curated record. Lineage: Eukaryota; Metazoa; Mollusca; Bivalvia; Pectinida; Pectinidae. Gene Ontology annotation, molecular function: tumor necrosis factor receptor binding.
UAAAACCUCCUCACAAGUCUCCCUAUGUAUAGUUUUUGCCAGGCCUUAGACAACCUGUUUCUCAGCUAUGCCAUGGCCGAGUUCACAGGAACCAAGAUAUGUAGAAUACUCGUUCUAUAAUGCCCGAUUGGCAUGGGAAAUGCAUUUUGGAUUAAAAAAAAUAACGAGUGCUUCGCAGUACACGUAGCAUCAAGUACACGAUCGCACAGACAGACCCUUAAGCCCACAGAUGUGCUCCCAGUAACGGACGCCAGACCAUGCAUACGGACGUUUUUCUGCAGGGACAGACACAUAUUAUAAUUAACUAGUUCGUUUUCUAAUCUAUUUAAACAUUACAAAAUAUUCUUAAAAUACUUGAUGCUGAAAAGGAAUUUAAGUGAAACUAGUUAUAAGUAUGUAGGUGGCUAUCAGGACUACAUACAUGUACGUAUCACGUGUAGUGCUAAUGGAAUUCAAGCACGUGUCGUCAAUAUGUUGAUGUUAUUGACCUUUGAUUUGAAAUGGAGCCCUGUCCCAGCAUUCAGUCUAUGCAGUCUAUCCAGUCAACAGCCUCGUCUUCAGUUCUAGUGCCAGACGUCAUGCACCAACACAAAAAUGGCAACGUUUCUCAAAGAGAUGUUGAAGGCGCGCGCGUGCCGGACAAUGCCAUGUCCACUCCAAGGCGCGUGCUUCUCCUGGCCUCAUCAGCCGUUGUCUUCCUCCUUGUCCUUCUGACCAGUUUGGUCGUUAUCUUGUUCAUGCAGGUGACUAAUCUCAGGAACACUCUCAAUUCGGAAAUUUACGCGCAUUCCAAGGACUUUGGAGAAGUGUGCCUACCUUGUGGUGAGCUCCAAAUGGGUCCAUUUGAAGAGGAUACUCCGGAUCUAGUUUUACUGGAAAAGGUCCGAUCAGAUGAAGGCGACAUUUGCUGCGCCAAGUCACCAAACCAAACCAAGAUUUUAUUUGAACUGCUGUACCAGAAAAAGAAGAUGCAGGAAUACCGACAUGAUAUGCUGAAGUCGGAGCACCAUGUGGACAGUGCCCCCAAAAUUAACACCGUAUCGGCACAUCUUCUGGUCAGUGGAGUCCAGCCUCCGGUUGCGGACAAAUCUUCUGGACGUUAUCCAAUCAAAAACUGGAGUAAGGAUCAUGUGAUCGCAAAUAUAACUGGUAUUUCGUUUCAACCCGAUCGCUUGCGUAUCAACACAUCCGGUUUGUAUUUCAUUUACAGCCAGGUCUACUUUGACCGGAUGUGCGACCAAGUUACGCAAGAGGCAAACAAACCAUAUCCAAUAUAUCAUUAUGUCUACCGCUUCAAUGUCAUCUACCCGAAUGGGGGAGAACAGCUGUUGAUGAAAAGCGUGCGGACCCCGUGCUGGACCCAGCAAAAGGCCCUUCAUGGAGAUUAUACGAGUUACACUGCAGCCGCGAUUCGGAUGGCGGCAGGGGACGAAAUCUACGUAAUGGUGUCCAACAUAUCCAUGGUUUCGCCAGUACCGGAAGCCAGCUUCCUAGGAGUAUUCAAAAUCAGCUGAGAGUGUUCAGUGCAAAAAGAUGUGUAUAAACUAUCUGUGAUAACUUUCUUCCUGGUGAUCAAAACCGGAAGUACACAUAUGCUACCGAGGUGCUUUCUUAGCAUUUCCACUGACAUCGGUGCUACGAUCAGUUAUGUGAUGACUCUCAGCCGCCAUGUUGGAUAUGCAUAGAACGUUGCCACUGACUUUGCUCAAUAACACCACCAAAUGUGUUUACGAUGAAUUAUGACCGGUUUGAUCUAAAUACCGUUUGGCCCGCGAUAUCGCGACGUCGUACAUGUGAUGCUAUUGUUAUCAAAUACAAUUUGUAUUGGUGGUACUGAAUUUCCACAAGUGAAAUGGAACCCUUUGUAUGUACAAUGUAUGUACAUACAAAUGUAUAGGACAAACAAAACAUAAUGCCCAACAGCAGUUUCCUAUGUACUAAUUACAUGUACCUAUAACGCUAUAUGAAAAGGUGAACAUGUACGAUUCAUAGCCACGCAGACAAUGGGCCUGUUAUAAGAUGUUUGUGAUUAUCAACAUUCCAUGCUAAACUAACUACCGGUGUACCGAGUGCCAUGGUAACAGUAGUCAUCUUCAAACUCAUCGUGAUGGCGUCGUUGUGAUGAAAACAUACCCUCAUAAUAUUCCGUCCAAUGUGGACCUCGCUAUCAGUACGGUGCAGUUGAUCCGUGAGUCAAGUCCCGAGCCCACUUGUCACCAAGUACGCCGUCUCGGUGUGCAUUGCCAAACUAUAGUGCUACCACGGAAUUAGAUUUUAUCUAAGUCUGUGGUGCUACAUAUAUAUACCGGUACAUCAUAAUAACUUUUGAUCUCGAAAACAUGAUCUAUGCAAUAUAUUGUACACGUGACUGCCUUGGGUGCGUGAAAUGCACGUGUGUUACCGUUUGUUACACGUCAGACAAACAAACUGUGAUAGUACCUCUUGUUUACAAGAUAACGUUUGUUACGAGAUUUUUGUCAUCUGUACCGGAAGUUACCUACAUACACUUAAUACCAUGAAGAAAUCUCUUUCCAUAUUGGGAAGCCUCCGACGAUGUUUCGUGUGUGCUCCAGUAUAUUUUUCAUGUUUGAGUUAAAUCUAAAUAUUGUCUGAAAUUCACAUUCCUGUGGAUUAUCUCUUCAAAAAGAUUGGUUAUUGUAUGCUAAAAGAUUCUUCUCUGGUUAGGCCUAUUCAGUAAAGAAGAUGAGACCAUUGGUGAAAUACCCUUUCAGAAAUGGUGUUAAUUGGUGUGGUUUGUUGGUAUGUGAGUCAGUAAGAUUGUACGGUGAGAUGUGCGAUGUAACUAUUUCUGGCAAGUUGGUUAAUCAUUUUAUUCAUUAUUCAAAUGUAUUAAAAAUAAUUUCAUUCUUAUCCGUUUCUAUGUGUUAGCCGUAGUAAAAUAGGAAAUGAGCCAGACAUACGUAGCAUUACUAUAUUGUACCAUCUGUCAACACUUUGAACGGGAAAAACGCUUUUGGGUGUCAUUGUUAGAUCGUUAAAUUUUGUAAAAGCUACUUUCGUCAAAAACAGAAUCCGUCCCCAUUAUAACGACGAAAAUAUGAAAGGGAUGAUGAAUGUUACGUUUCAUGGUAUUUUGUAGAAAAAUAACUUGCGAAAACGGCAUGAUUUUUACGGAACCCAGUCGCUGAUGGUACGAUAAUGUAUAAUGCUACUAUAACAAUCAGCUCAGAAGGUGGUGAAAGGCUUUGCAUUCAGAAUUCAAAUGAGAUUAUUGUACAUUUUAUUGAUAGGUGCUUUGUUAUGUAACACAUGUAUAUAUACAUGUGUUUGUCUCUUAUUUUUUUUAUAAAGUCCCACAACCAUGUGUCACGAUGUUACUUUUGUUUUUAUAUAUACAGUCCCCUGUGUUACUGUAAUACUGUGUUGUGUAUGCACUUACCAGCCGCUGUGUUACAUAAAGCUUACGAUGUUUGUAUACAUUCCGACCUCGCCACUCGGCCGCACGCCCCAUUAAACAGACAUGGUGAUAACCAUCUCCCUCUGAAUGCCGCGACUGUUCCGUACACCGACUUCUAACAAUGCACUAGUUUCUUCAUAAUAAUAAAUUAAAUGCCCCGCGUAAUUGUUUCGUAAAGUCAAGCACGUGCUACUGCACGUGGGGAAGGAUGAUGUGUCUUUUGAUGUGUAUGAAUGUCGUAUAGUUAUUUUGAAGAUGAUGUAAAGAUGUAUGCGAGAUUGCUAUGGAAGUUUAAAAAGGUUGGCUGGCAAUAUUUUGCUUACACAAAUAUUUGGAUAAAUUGAGGUUACAUGAUGAGCACAUGUUCCGGUUUGAACUUCAUUACACAUAACUUGACUGAUCGCGGUUCACAAAAAAACUCAGGUAUACCUGCUAACACCAUGCUUUUCAUAACAUAUGCUGCGUUUGCUUACAAGUUAGUCGCAUUUGAACCUCAAAAGAAUGGUGGCAUUGAGCCAAUUGCAAAAAGAACACCGCUGCUUACGAUCCCUUACAUGAUGUUUUUGUCAAUAUGUGAGGUUAUAUUUACAGUAUGUGUGUACAUGCUUGCGCUUGAAAGAGUCAGAGGACUACAAUUGUUUUGCACUACAAACUAAAUUGAAUAAAAAUGAUAUCACAA